Messenger RNA from Xyrichtys novacula (pearly razorfish), 7343 nucleotides. Lineage: Eukaryota; Metazoa; Chordata; Actinopteri; Labriformes; Labridae. The record is from the annotation of a GenBank genome assembly.
GGACAGGCCAAUAAAAUCGGAGUGCGGCAGCUUGCAGCUCGGAGUAGAGCGUGUUGCGUAACCGUACUGCAGGUCCCCGGCAGCAGUUAGUCAAUCAGUCAGUGUCGGUCCACCUCCACUCAUCGAUACAUCUCUUCACAAUGGCAGCUCCCAAGAAAGUCUGCAUCGUUGGCUCUGGAAAUUGGCAAGUUUGUGUGUCGUUAUAUUGAGUCUUUGUCUGGGCUACAUUUUCAUCUCUUUAAGACUGCGUGUCAAGCCGGUAUCUCGUUGCUAGCCAUCAGCCUGCUAAUGUUAACUAGCUGCGUUUUCAUUAACACCACCUUCUAACAAUGUAUGCCGUUAUCUCCUUAUAUAUCCAAUCUAAACCUUAAUUAGAGUCAUAACCGUGUUGCUAGGAAACUGUCUGAGUAAUAUACGGAAACCUCGCCACAUGUCAGUCACGACUCUUCGGGUUUUGUGGUCAUGUUGGCCACCAUGUCUCAGCAACAUGUUGCCUCACUUUCAUUAGCACAUUAAAAGUGGAAAAACAAGUUAUUUUACCGGGUUGCAAGAAUGGGCACGGCUUUACAUUUUUGCAUAUAGAAGCCGGUUUCCACCUGUCGAAACCGAGAACCAAAUUCCAUUCAUCAGGCGAGAACUUUAAGGGGUUUCGUGUUUACUCUAAAAUCCCACAGGGGUUUAACAAUCCUUCAAUCAGUGCAUGAGUCUUAUCAGGUCCAUAUGUUAAUUCGGCUUAUAAAUCUGGUUUAUAAAUCGAAUUAGACUUAUUCCCUGAUGUACUACUUCUGCUUCACUUUACUGGUGCCCAAAAGCUGUGUUUUACUGUUGGAUUUAUUUGUUUGUUUCAGCAAAAUCAUAUAAAUCUUGAUUUGAAGUGAACAAACGAUCUGAAAACUUAUGAGAGGAGUUUGAACUGGGAUUGUCUGCAGGAUUGCACCUGUUGCUGGAGAGGAAUCAAAGCACAGCUGCAACCAACAAACUUUGAUAAUCCAAGAUAUCCAUGAUCCUUUUGUCCAUACUAGAAGCUCAAGGCAGAGAGUGCUUUUAUUAUUUUUGCACAAAAACCAACUGAAAGGAUUAACUCUUGAAAAAGUAAGGAAAUCAUUUUUUGAUCAGCUUCUCUUUUAUUUAAGCUUAAAUAAGUUAGUUGCUGGUUUAUACACAACUUUGAAUUACCAUUAAGGAGCAUCAAAUCAUGUUUCAAACUCUUUUUAAACACUAUCUUUCAAUUAUCACGGUUUUCAGUGGUGGUUUGAGCAGUGUUGUCUGCAUACCAAGUGAAUCAACAACAGAUGACAGUAUAUUACCUCUUAUCUUCAACCUGCCAGCUGAGGGUCAAAGAGCAAAAACUUCAUGGAGAGCUGGCAGAAAGCAAAUCACGUGAUGGCAAAAACCAGCCAGCACUCACUCCGUUUGUUAUGUUUCAUGACAGCACAGGUGUCAAACUCAAGGCCCGGGGGCCAAAUCUGGCCCGUGGAACAAUUAUAUCUGGCCCACAAGAUCAUACCAUAUUUGUAUUAUUAUUGGCCCACCAGUAUGAAGUCUGCAGAUUUCCUCCAGUAUAAUAUGUAAACUUUAGCACCAUUAAAUAAAAUGUCCUUAAUAAACCACGAAAAUCUGGGAAAUUCAAUAGUAAGGAAGAUUUGAUAAUUGGUCAAGAAUGUGGGGGAAAAAAUAUUUGGUGUUUUAUUUCCUUUUUUUCAAUUUUGCAUUUGUCAUUUUUAUACUUUAGAUUCUAAUUUUAGGUCUUAUUUUGACCUUUUAAACCUGAUUUCAACGUUCUCCUCAUGUAUUUGCUCUUAAAAACCAGUACUUUUCUAUUUUUAAUAUCAUGCUCUGAUCAAAAAAAUUGAAUAAAAAAUUAAAAUAUAUUUUUUUCUAUCUCAGAUUGCUUUUUAACUUAUCUUUUUUAAAUUUCCAAAUGAUUUAUAAUCAUUGCUGUUUUUGUUGCAUAUCUUUUGAAAAUUAGGUUGACAGUUUUGGUGAAAUGUUGACCCUGUUUGGCCCUCAGGUUAGACCUAAAUCCAGAUUAUGGCCCUUGCUGUGGUUGAGUUUGACACCCCUGCAUUACAGUGUGAAUAUGUCCAUCUUUUAUGUAAAUUAAACAAUUACCUGUAACUUUUUUACAAUACAGGGGUUCAGCCAUUGCCAAGAUAGUUGGCGCCAAUGCUGCUCAUAAGUCGACAUUUGACGACACCGUCAAAAUGUGGGUGUUUGAGGAGACUGUGAACGGACGCAAGCUGACUGAAAUAAUCAACACUGAGCAUGAAAAUGUGAAGUAUCUGCCCGGGCACAAACUACCUGCUAAUGUGGUAAGAAGCUGAUUGUUUCUCAACAUUUAACAGUGACUUAUUAACUUGAUUAAAAUAGCUUUACAACCGUCUUUAUCUUUUUGAAUGAAACUCUGUCUUUUCAGCUUUAUGAAUGUUGUUAAACCAGCUCUAAUGUUAAUGUGAUUACAUGUUUGUCUCUUACAUCCAUAUCUUCACCCUUUGUCCUCCACAGCUGGCUGUUCCAGACCUGGUCGAGGCAUCCAGAGAUGCAGACAUUUUGGUGUUCGUGAUCCCGCAUCAGUUCGUUGGGAAAGUGUGCGAAACCAUAAAGGGAAAGAUAAAAAGCGACGCACUUGGGAUAUCCCUUAUCAAGGUCUGACUUUGCUCUUUGCCAUAACUGUCUGAAGUUUUCCCCUUUCUGGUCAUGUUACGUAAUGUUGUAUGCCAAACUAUAUAUAUAAGCCAGUAAGACAAUGUGGUCCUUGACCUGAAUUCCAGCUUUCUACAUUCCAGUGUGAACCUGUUUGCAUAUUUUUGUUCCUCCAGGGAGUCGACGAGGGGCCAGAUGGAUUGAAGCUCAUCUCUGACGUGAUCCAGGAGAAACUUGGGAUCACUAUGAGUGUGCUGAUGGGGGCCAACAUUGCCAACGAGGUUGCUGAUGAGAAGUUUUGUGAGACCACCAUUGGUAAGUCAGAUUAAAGGCUGCAUAUUUUCCCUCAGUCUGAAUUCAGACUGUGCAGGAUGUAUGUUUUUUCCAGAUUUCUGCUCUGUCAGCAUGUGGGUGAAAGUUUAAUCUGCUAGCAGUCGCUGUGUAAAUGACAGAGUGGGCUGGUUCACUUUGACGUUUGCUUGAUGUUGACGACAUGCUUCGUGGGAUUUACAAUUAUUACACUGUGGGAAACUAAACCUGUGUUGAAAAGGAUUAAUAUUUGUUGGAUCAGGGCUGUUAAAGGUAACUUUGUUGGGCGUGAGAAUCACACUGUGAUAAAAUGAAAAAGGCUUUUAUCUAAGAGACAAAAUUCUCUUUUUUUCCAGGGUGUAAGAACAAAAACCACGGGGCUAUUCUGAAGGAACUCAUGCAGACCAACAACUUCAGGGUCACUGUAGUGGAGGAGUAUGAUGUGGUGGAAAUCUGUGGAGCCUUAAAGGUGAGCUUUGAAUGCAGAACAUGGCCUUAUGCUGCAAAUGUGAAAUUAUGUGCUGGGUCUAAUCAAGGCGGAGAAAUGAUCACAGUAAUUAAAGGGCACGGCUAAUGCAGUAAAGUACACUCGACCUCUGCAGUGUUGUCAAAUCUUUGCAACUCAAAACUUAUCUGUAAAGAUAAAGUCCCUUUCAUUAUAAAUAAGAUGAUACUUCCAAUGAAGGAUGGCUGAUGAGUCUGGAAAGUUAUCCAGUAAUUCAUUAGAAAAUGAAGCGUAGAAGGUCAGACUUUGAGUGUUAUAAAUACCCCACAGUAUCUAGUUAUCUUCUUGUAUCUGCAGUCUUGGCUCACAGUUCCCCUCUCCUCCCUCCGACAGAACAUUGUUGCAGUUGGGGCAGGUUUCUGUGACGGUCUGGGCUUCGGGGACAACACAAAAGCUGCCGUGAUCAGGUUGGGCCUGAUGGAGAUGAUUGCCUUCGCCCGCAUUUUCUGCACAGCCGGGCCCGUGUCCUCCGCAACUUUCCUGGAGAGUUGCGGCGUGGCCGACCUCAUUACAACCUGCUACGGCGGCCGCAACCGCAAAGUAGCUGAAGCUUUCGUGAAGACGGGGAAGGUAAGAGCUCAGAGUGUAAAAUGUCACUUUUAUUUUGGAGGAGAAGGAACAAAUUCAGGGUUUUUAGGUCUGAAGAAGAUGUCUCAGCACUGCUCUUGAUUGGGGAAAACUUGGGGAGUUGAAAGAGAUGGUUAAGUUUUAUAAUAUUAGGGCUGGCUCCCAUACUCUUCCCUCUCCAAGACUAUUACUCCUAAAAAAAAUAAAGAUAUAUAUAUAAGUGUAAAAUCUAAUGUAGUGUAAAAGCUAAUGACAGACGGGUAAUGUCAGCUUGUUUUAUAUUCAUCAAAUGUGAAAUGUGCCACAACUGUGUUGUAUAUUUAAUGGACCCUCCAGAAAAACAUGGGCAAAAAUCCUUGAUUAUGCGACUAAAUAUGCGGGGUUUUUAUGCCUUUUUAUGCCAUUUUAUGCGGGAAACUUGCGGAAAGUUGUAAAGUAUGCGAAUAGUUGUUAAAUAUGCGAAAAAGAUGCGAAAUAUGCGAAAAAUGCAAUAUAUGCAAGAAUGAGGAAAAAAGAUUCCUCUUCUCCCAAAUCCUGUUACUACGCUACCACUGAAUGAAAAGGAGCAAUUUAAUACUAGAUGCAAGACACAUCACAGUAAGUGCUGGUUAUGUUUAAAUUGUUAUCAACUUACAACUAUUUUGGUUAAAGUUUUCUCAUUUUAAUGCAGAAAUUGUGAAAUCAAACGGGACCCGGGGAAAUAUGCGGCCUUUUGGGAAAUAUUCGAUUCCAGCAUAAUCAGCAACAGUUUGGUGAUUUAUGUGGGAAUUCAUGCGAUCCCAUAAUCGCGUUUUUCUGGAGGGUCUAAUUUAAAGUGGGAUAUCCUUUCUAUUUUUGUCUGACCCAUGUCCUCUCUGUCUCAGUCCAUUGAAGAGCUGGAGAAAGAGAUGCUGAACGGCCAGAAGCUGCAGGGACCAGCAACAGCAGCUGAGGUCUAUCUCAUCCUUAAGCACAAAAACCUAAUCGACAAGUAAGUAAAGCGGCAACACGGCACAGGAAGCUAGUUCUACGUGCUCUGGCUACAAAAGACAUCAAACAGAGCAUUGUCUUUGUACUGAACAAUACCUCCUCUUCCUCCAGGUUCCCACUGUUCAAUGCAGUGUAUCAGAUCUGCUAUCAGGGCCACCCAGUCACAGAGUUCAUAAGCUGUUUGCAGAAUCAUCCAGAGCACAUGUAACUCCUGCAAACAACCCGUGUGCCUUCUAACUGAGGAACAUAAAAUCAUAAAUCACCCUGUUACCUGUCAGAAAUAGAUCGGGGGAUGACCAGUCACUCCACAGCUGUCAUGCAAACUGAAAAGGCUCCAGCCAGCAAGUGGACAGGUUGCAUAACAUUUGUGUUUUGUUAAACUCUAGUUAACCUCUGUCCUCUAACAUCCAGUUUCUGGCAUCAUUCAAGUGCUUUCUGUUGUUUCCUAACAUAAAUUAAAACUUGAAGGUUGAUUGUCAGGAGGAUUCGGUUCUCCUGUGACGGUAGGAAGCGUUUUUUGCCUUGACUUUCUUUGUUUUUGAUGAAAUCAGAGUGCAUGGUGUUACUUUGCACACAGCCGCCAAACUGAAAACACUACAGAAAUCCAAGCUGGACUUUUGAUAAAUCUUUGAAACGGUUGAUUCUGUUGAUCUAAACUUUCCUGCUGUUCAGUUUGAACGUUUUUACGGCUCUACAUCAUGCAUUCAGAUUUCUGUAGGUUCAACCACUCAGGGCAAAGAACUGUAGAGAGCCUUCUGUCGAGGGAAUUAUUAAUAACUAACAUUUACAUUGCCGUCCAUUUAAUGCCUGUUUGUAAACACCAGUCGUUUUAAUUUAGAGUAAUACCUCAGUUUUGAUGUCUUUGUAUGAUCAUAAGUGUCUUACAUGAUUCCCUAAGAUGUUUCCUGUCUUGUACUGUAUAUUAACAAAAUGUCUAACGCACAGCAACUGUUUUUAACAUGAGAAAUGCAAGUGCCUUAGUACGCACGGUUGCUAACACUUGGCCAUCAUUCAUGUUUGUUUUGGGGGGGUUCAAACCAAAGACUUGACUACUUAAUGUCCGUCCAGUAUGCCAUUUGUUUUCGUGAUCUUGCCUGACCCUGUCUCCUUCUACGUUACAGCUAAUGUGUGUUUGAACAAUGUGAACAUUUGUCUGUGAAUAAAUUAAUUACUCAUCAAUCAUCGCUCAGCCUGUUUUUCACCCUUAGAGAGCAAUUUCUAAUGUUUACACUGGAUUUCUUGAAAAAGUGUCACCUCGUAUUGUUGCAGUGUGUAUUACUACUUAAAAAAACGAACACCAAAUCAUGAUGAGCUAGAGUAUGAUGUACCGAGUAGUGAUUCUGAUUUUGUAGCGAGAUAGAUAGAGCUGUAGUUCUCUCUCUGUAUUAUGACAACACUGCCAUCUAUUGGAAAUGAAAGGUAACUGAACAGCAAUUCAGGGUCUGCACAGUUGAAGAGCGGAUUUCAAGGGUGCGGAACGUCAUCAUGCGGCGCUAAGGGUGUCCCAUUUGGCUUACAAGUCUGAGAAUGCUUAAAAUGCGGUCCCAAAACCAGCCUGCCCCCGCCCCUUUUUCAAGCGUGUAUUUAUGUACACUUAGUGGCCCUUUUUACGGGUGAGAUGUCAGACUCACCUGGAUGCUUUUAGGUCAGGGAAGAAGGGAGCCUUUUGGAAACCUAGACCUGUGUGUGUGGCUAAGAGGGUGAAAAGAUUGAUUUAAACUCCUCAAGUUCAAGGUUCCAACCCUUAUCCAGGUCCUGGUGAGUCCUGUGUCUAGAGAGGAGAGUCAAAACCUUCAACAAACAUGAUACCUCUGAGUCCAUGUGUCUCAGAAGUCAAGGAGGCUGGCUGGAGAUGAAGAGAUGCGGUACUAUCUCACUACAUAAUAGAGGGUGUGUGUGGGGUAAAAGGCAAGGCGUGCGUCCGGACACUCAGCGCCAACUAAACAAGAGGGACUCAGACAUCAACAUCUCAUUCAUCAAUAAGAAAUUCUGAUAGAGUUGGAUUGCUUGAUUAAACGGGUUGCCUUGAAGGAAUACGGCUCUCUGAAUUCAUAAUAUUUAAUCUAGUGACCCCCCAUGGAGAACAUCUGAGGAGGACUCUUCAGCAUCCCCAUCCACAGGAAAGCAUGAGGACACACACAAGACGAAGAUUUCUUGUCUUUUGAUAUGACUAGUGGUCAAAGUACAGUAAAAAAAGGACCAUAGUAAUGUGUUUGAUGGUUGAGCUUUUUUUUCCAUAUUUCUCCAUUAGGUUGCACAGAAUGUUAAUCUAUUGUUAAGAAAUGUUCACGUCAUUUUUAUUCCUCGUCCGGAUCUUGUUCUUUAAUAAAUGUCCUAUUUGGUUCCCAAA